Galleria mellonella (greater wax moth) is the source of this 1491-nucleotide messenger RNA. It is a transcript of the gene Ivd, whose product is annotated as isovaleryl-CoA dehydrogenase, mitochondrial. The coding region runs from base 61 to 1302 and encodes 413 amino acids. The record is from RefSeq and is a predicted model, not a curated record. Lineage: Eukaryota; Metazoa; Arthropoda; Insecta; Lepidoptera; Pyralidae. Gene Ontology annotation, molecular function: 3-methylbutanoyl-CoA dehydrogenase activity; flavin adenine dinucleotide binding. Gene Ontology annotation, biological process: L-leucine catabolic process. The transcript has 9 exons. Gene Ontology annotation, cellular component: mitochondrion.
UGCAAACAAAUCAGUAUAUUGCUCGUUCUAGCUGUGAUAGGUCGUUUAUAUUGUAUCAUUAUGGUUGUAGCAUGCGUAAGGAAAUUAUUAAAUAAAUGUGGCAAAACCGGUACGCGGUGCAUGUCGCAUUAUCCUAUAGAUGAAUAUGUUUUCGGUCUCUCUACAGAACAGCAACAGCUCCGAAAAUUAGUGUUUGACUUUGUACAAAAAGAAUUAGCUCCAAAAGCCGCUGAUAUAGACAGAGAAAACAAUUUCAAGGAGUUAAGGAGCUUCUGGCAGAAACUUGGACAACUGGGACUACUAGGUAUAACAGCGAGUCCAGAGUAUGGAGGCACAGGUGGAAAGUAUUUGGACCACUGCAUCAUUAUGGAAGAAAUGUCAAGGGCAUCUGGUAGCAUCGCAUUAUCUUACGGCGCACAUUCCAACCUGUGUGUAAAUCAAAUCAAUAGAAAUGGAACACCUGAACAGAAGAGCAAAUAUUUACCAAAGUUGUGCUCGGGAGAACACAUUGGUGCACUGGCGAUGUCGGAGCCAGGAUCUGGAAGCGACGUGGUCUCUAUGAAAUUGCGCGCUGAGAAAAAAGGGGACUAUUAUGUGUUGAAUGGAAACAAGUUCUGGAUCACUAAUGCUCCAGAUGCUGACGUUUUAGUGGUAUACGCAAAAACAGACGUGACAGCCAAGCCGCAACAUGGAAUAACGGCUUUUAUAAUAGAGAAGGAUUUCCCUGGAUUUUCAACUGCACAGAAACUUGACAAGCUCGGCAUGAGAGGGUCUAAUACUGCAGAGUUGGUGUUUGAAGAUUGUAAGGUUCCAGUGACCAAUAUACUCGGGCAAGAAAAUAAAGGUGUGUACGUUUUGAUGUCGGGCUUAGACUUGGAACGUUUGGUGCUUGCCGGCGGUCCCGUGGGACUGAUGCAGGCGGCUAUCGAUACUGCCUUUGAGUAUGCACACACUAGGAAACAGUUUGGACAGUAUAUUGGAGAAUUCCAAUUAUUACAGGGUAAAAUGGCCGACAUGUAUACAACAUUAAGUGCAUGCCGCAGUUACUUGUACAAUGUUGCGAAAGCUUGCGACGGUGGUCACAUCAACAGUAAAGACUGCGCCGGCGUGAUACUGUACUGCGCAGAGAAAGCCACGUCCGUCGCUCUGGACGCGAUUCAGAUUUUAGGUGGUAAUGGCUACAUCAAUGACUACCCAACAGGAAGAAUACUUAGGGAUGCCAAAUUGUAUGAAAUUGGUGCUGGUACAUCUGAAGUACGGAGAAUGUUGAUUGGAAGAGCUCUAAAUAAUGAAUAUAAAUAAAUAGAAGAUAACUUCUGAGUUUUUAUUGCUCUUGAAUCUCACUGAGGAGAGAUAAAUACAUUAUUUUUAUACAUUAUAUAUUUCAAUUUUCAUUAUUAAGUUGAUAAUAUACAAUUUAAUAAAUUAUUUAGUUUGAAUUGGCUGUGCCUACUUAAUUAUUUUUUAUUUUAAUAAAAAUAUUGCAAUUAA